This is a messenger RNA of Xylaria bambusicola, 1305 nucleotides long. RefSeq lists its product as uncharacterized. Gene Ontology annotation, cellular component: membrane. The coding region runs from base 1 to 1305 and encodes 434 amino acids. Gene Ontology annotation, molecular function: molybdate ion transmembrane transporter activity. NCBI's taxonomy places the organism in Eukaryota, Fungi, Ascomycota, Sordariomycetes, Xylariales, Xylariaceae. Gene Ontology annotation, biological process: molybdate ion transport. The transcript is spliced from 4 exons. The record is from RefSeq and is a predicted model, not a curated record.
AUGGAUAACUAUUACUACCCGAUCUGCUUUGGCGGCCUCGUGGUGUUAUGCCUCGGGCUGCUCUUUGCCCAACCCACUCGAAGACAGGAACUAGAACAACAAGGCAUAGCGGAUGAAGACGAACAUCCCGAGACUUGGUGGUACAAGGCCUAUGCUCUCGCCGUGGCGGCGGACUGGUUGCAGGGGCCGUACGUAGUCGCCCUGUACAGGGACGAGUAUAGCCUGCAGCCAGGUGUCGUUAUGAGCUUAUACCUGACCGACCUCAUCGCGACGACCGUCAGCGCCUAUUUCGUCGGCGCUCUGUCCGACAAGCACGGCCGGAAGCUGUAUUGCAUGGUCUACUGCGUAUUAUACACGCUAUCCUGCUUUCUGACCAUCGUCCCCGUCACUCCGCUGCUGUUCCUCGGCCGGAUCUUCGGCGGCAUAAGCUCGAGUAUCCUCUUCUCUGUCUUCGAUAGCUGGAUGGUCACCAACUUCCACAAGAAGGAUCUGGCUAAGGAGGCAUGCGACUUGUCGAGGACCUAUGCGUCCACGGCUAUCGUGAAUAGCCUGGUAGCUAUACUGACAGGGUUGCUGGGCGAGUCUCUUGUGUGGGCCACUGGUACUAAGAAGACUCCUUUCCUCGUGAGCGUAGCGCUUCUCUGGGUGUGUUUCCAGACGAUCUGGUCCCAUUGGGGCGAGAAUUUCGGGGCUUCAUCUUCGCUUGCAUCCACACCAGCCGCAACUCGUCCGUCUCUUUGGUCGAUUAUAAGGACGCCGUCUGUAUUGGCCCUCGCAUUUGCGUCAACCAUGUUCGAUAGCUCUAUGAACCUGUUUGCCCUCUACUGGGGUCCCGCUCUAAGCUCUCUACAUUCUUUAGCAACCGAGGUUCCUUACAGCACCGUCUAUUCGAGUUUCAUGGUUGUGUCCUUGGGAGCGGCUCUGGUCUUCAACAUCCUCAUGAACAAGCGAGUCACGACAGAAGCUCAAAUCUUAGUUGCGGCCCUCUCAGUUGCUAGUUUCUGCUUUCUGAAGCUCUCAAGUGCGAAAACAGAGACUGGUGCUUUCUGGCUAUUCUGCCUUCUUCAGGGUUGCAUUGGCAUGUUUGUGCCCUGUGUCGGUUAUCUGAAGGCAACCUUGAUAGAUGAUGAUGUUCGCGCCACCGUAUACAGCAUCAUGCGCAUCCCCUUUAAUAUACUUGCCAUCAUAUCAUUAGUGACGAUAAGGGACAACAACAACGUUGGUGGGGUUUUCGCAACCUGCUCUCUCAUGCUCAUUGCGUCCUUCACAACGACAUUGGCGGCAACCUUGCGAGAAAUUCUCUGA